GACGUGAGGCUCCAAUGGUUCUCCAGGAGACAAGUCUCGUUGAGUAAAGACACCAAAAAUGCGAAGUGACUAGCUGGGAGCCAAGACAGAAAACUAGGUAAUGGGAGAUAAAGUGGCCUUAUGAAUAGGAAUGCCUGCCCAGACACCAGAAUUGGAGAUGAUGGAUGAAGAUCGGCUAAUUGAAGAAGUCUUGGAUAAGUUUGUUAAUUGUCAUGAGCAAACGUAUGAAGAAUUUCUGAGAAUGUUCACUCAUCUUUCACAAGAUAAUGUGACCAAAAGAGAAGCCUUUGAAACUAAUUCUUCAGAAAACAAUUUUACUUCAGUAAAAUUUACUCAGAGAAAUGAACCAAAUGAUCGCCGUCUUAGCAAUAAAGCCAUCUUUCUUCAUACUUCAUCACAGUGUUCAGAAGAGGAGCAGAUAACGAUAGAUGAUGGCCAAAAAGCUGGCAGUUCCUUUCAAGGUGAUCUGAAUCGAGCAGGGGAGGUGAAGGUAGACAAUUUCCUUGAUAUAGAAGAUUUAGACCUGGAUGAAGAGAUUAAUCACCAACUGAGCAAGGAUGUGCUGCUGCUUCCAGGAGAAGUGGAGCAGGAAGUGAGCUUGAGUGUUCCCUCUUACAUUCCUUCUGUGGCCGUCCAGCCUGUCACCCCUGGAACGAAGCCCCGACCCACCGUGAAAGCAGCAGAUAAACAAAGUGAAGAGAUCGUUGGAGAGGAAGUUCAGCCCUUCUCGCUUGAUGAAGAAUUCGAUUACGAUGCGGUGGUGCUAACCCCCAAGUUCACUCCUGCAGAGAUGAAUGCCAUCAAAGAGCUAUCCAAGCAGAAGACAAAGAGCGCAGACUUAGAGGACCCCCAUGACUGAUCCACCCAGACCUCUUUACAUUUAUUUUUAUUUUGUUCUUAUUCAAGCAA
Bubalus bubalis (water buffalo) is the source of this 909-nucleotide messenger RNA. RefSeq names its product intraflagellar transport-associated protein-like. Gene Ontology annotation, cellular component: cytosol; 9+0 non-motile cilium. Bases 131 to 859 code for a protein of 242 amino acids. Lineage: Eukaryota; Metazoa; Chordata; Mammalia; Artiodactyla; Bovidae. Gene Ontology annotation, biological process: acrosome reaction; spermatogenesis. Gene Ontology annotation, molecular function: intraciliary transport particle A binding. The record is from RefSeq and is a predicted model, not a curated record. The transcript has a single exon.